AUGGAUAGUGAUAAAAUGGAAAUCGAUGAGGUGGGUGAUUCUACAAUUGAAGAAUUCACCCAAGAUCAAUCUGUCCAAGCCAUCUUAGAUGUCUUAGAAUUAAUUGCUAAGACUACGACCACUCUGGACACUCGUUACAUAUGGAGAGGUUUAAAGGAAUUGAGUCCUUUAAGAAAAUCGCAUUUAAAUCAGUCCACACUUUCUGCUUUAAUACACGUCUUAUAUCCUGAUACUUCAUCUUUUAAAAUUCCCUUAUUAACUGCGGUUAAUGAAAAUAUUAAAACUUCUGUCAACGAUUCUGAUAAAACAAGAGAAUCAUAUCCUGCAGCUUUUUAUCAAGUUAUCAAUAAUAAAACAAUCGAAGUUUCAUCUGAAAUCAACAGUUUCAUCCAUUUAUUAGUUCAAGUUUAUUUGUUAGACUCCAAAAAAUUUGAGACUUUGAGUAAAUUUAACAAGAAUGAUGUGUUACCAAAUGUAUUAAAUUUCUAUAAUCAAAGAUCUUUGGAUUUGAUUAAUGCCAAAUUAUGGUUUUAUAUAGUGAUAUGUGAUGAAUCUAUACCAAAACAAUUCAAUGAUAACUCAAUAUCGUUUAGCAUGACUAAGUAUUUAAAGACUGCCUCAUUGAAACAUGAUAAUGAAACACGCGCAAUGCUAAUUAAUCUGAUCUUAAGAAAUUAUUUAAAAUCUGGUGAAGUGGAGUCUGCAGCUGAUUUUGUCUCUAAAGUCGAUUAUCCAACUAAUGAUGUUUCAAGUCCUUUAGAAGCUCGUUAUUAUUUCUAUUUAUCUAAAAUCUACGCAAUUCAGUUAGAUUAUUCAAGCGCAAAUGAAUACAUUAUUGCUGCAGGUAGAAAAGCUCCAAACAAUUCCAAAAGUUUAGGAUUUUUACAACAAGUCAAUAAAUUACGUUGUUGCAUAGAUUUACUGAUGGGUGAUAUCCCUGAAUUAUCUUUCUUUAAUCAAAUGAGCAUGCAAAAAUCUUUAACUCCUUAUUAUCAUAUCUCUAAAGCUGUUAAAUUGGGUGAUUUGAAAAAAUUUACAUCAACUAUCGCAACUUAUAAACAACAAUUGAUUAAAGAUGGUAAUUAUCAACUCUGUGUUAGAUUAAGAUCAAAUGUUAUUAAAACUGGUAUUAGAAUUAUAUCGUUAACUUAUAAAAAAAUUUCACUAAAGGAUAUUUGUAUUAAAUUAAAUUUAGACUCCGAACAAACUGUAGAAUACAUGAUCUCCCGUGCCAUUAGAGAUGGUGUUCUGGAAGCUAAAAUUAACCACAAACUAGGCUAUAUUGAAACUACCGAAUUACUAAAUGUUUAUGGUACUAAUGAACCACAAGAUGCAUUCGAUGAAAGAAUAAAAUUCGUUAAUCAGUUACAUGAUGAAUCUCUAUUAGCGAUGAGAUAUCCAGCCAGUAAAAAGACAAAUAAGGACAAAGAUAAUAAUGAAUUAUUGGAUGAUGAACUCUUAGAUGGUUUAUCUGACUUUUCUGAUUUAGAAGAUUUAGGUUUCCUAUAG
Henningerozyma blattae CBS 6284 is the source of this 1509-nucleotide messenger RNA. It is a transcript of the gene RPN3, whose product is annotated as proteasome regulatory particle lid subunit RPN3. Gene Ontology annotation, molecular function: enzyme regulator activity. Gene Ontology annotation, biological process: ubiquitin-dependent protein catabolic process; regulation of protein catabolic process. Lineage: Eukaryota; Fungi; Ascomycota; Saccharomycetes; Saccharomycetales; Saccharomycetaceae. Bases 1 to 1509 code for a protein of 502 amino acids. The record is from RefSeq and is a predicted model, not a curated record. Gene Ontology annotation, cellular component: proteasome complex; proteasome regulatory particle, lid subcomplex. The transcript has a single exon.